AUGAGAAAGGAGGGAUAUAAGAAACGAACCCUUGCCACCCCUUCUAUUCUUAGCGUCUUCCUCGUUAUAGCGGUAAAUCCUCUAUUUAAAUUAAAUAACCCCGAGCUUUUGCGCCAAAGCUCCUAUGUCUAUGGAGUCUGGGUUAAAGCAACAUCGGGGAAACGUUUCAACGUCAUUGAUCCAGGCUCGGACCGGGCUUUCGCGUCCUGCCCUGACAAUGGACCCGAAGAUGUUGAAUCCGCCCACAAUCUGAUCGCAGAAGCGAGAGACGAUCUAGUGCAGAUCCUCACUUACGAAACUGGGAAAUCACUAGCUGAAGCUCACGGAUCGAUCAGUAUUCCCUCGGCACCGAACCAAAGGAUCUUUGUGAUUAAACAACCUAUCGGUCCCGCGAACUUCCCUAUUGCGACAAUCCUCCGCAAGGCUAGGGCUACUUUAGCGGCUGGGUGUACUAUAAUUGCAAAGCCCUCACCUAAAACACCCCUUACCUGCUUAGCACUUACCUACCUUACUAGUAAAGCAGGCUUCCCACCUAGUGUGUUUAACGUCUUGACUAUGUCACUCGAGAAUACCCCGUCGCUCUCGGAGGCCUUAAUUGCUUACCCUCGGACUAAAAAGAUCACGUUUACUGGAUCCACCCGAGUGGGUAAGCUAAUCGCUCGAUUAUACGCGAGACACGCCGGCCAGGCAUAUAUCACCGCCAAUAGGGUCUAUAUUCAAAAGGGGAUCCAUAAUAAGUUUGUUCAGUUAUUGGUGAAGAAGACAAAGCAGCUCGUGAUUGGACAUAGCACAGAUACGAGGACAACCCUGGGCCCGGUCACCACGCCUAGAAGCCUGGACAAGGUCGCCGAGCAGGUUAAAGAUAUAGUUCGUCGCGGGGCUAAGCUAGCCUUUGGGACAGGCAAGCCGCACCAAAACGCGAUAUUUGCAGAGGGAAGUGGACUUAGCCACGGAGUCGGUGGAUAUUUUAUAAGGCCGACUAUCUUAACGAAUAUGACACACGAUUCGUCAAUUAGCCAAGAAGAAAUAUUCGGCCCCGUGUGCGCGGUUUUCCAGUUUGAAACGGAGGAAGAGGUCACCAAAUGGGCGAACGAUACCAGUAUAGGGCUUAUAUCUUACGCUUUCACCAAAGACGUUGAUAGAAUGUGGAGAAUGUUUAAGAAUCUUAAGGCGGGUAUCGUUAGUCUCAAUACAGGAAACAGUUCGGCUGCUAAGAGCCCCUUUGGUAGGAUCAAAGAGUCUGGUUAUAGUAAGGAGAGUGGAAAGGAUGUGGCUAUGAAAGAAUAUCUGAUCGAGAAGACUGGAACGUUUACCAUCGAGAACCAGUACUAG
Penicillium maclennaniae is the source of this 1332-nucleotide messenger RNA. RefSeq lists its product as uncharacterized. The transcript is spliced from 7 exons. Gene Ontology annotation, molecular function: succinate-semialdehyde dehydrogenase (NAD+) activity. Lineage: Eukaryota; Fungi; Ascomycota; Eurotiomycetes; Eurotiales; Aspergillaceae. The record is from RefSeq and is a predicted model, not a curated record. The coding region runs from base 1 to 1332 and encodes 443 amino acids.